Molecule: messenger RNA, 1513 nt
Organism: Cantharellus anzutake
Lineage: Eukaryota; Fungi; Basidiomycota; Agaricomycetes; Cantharellales; Hydnaceae
Exons: 1
Coding region: 123-1430 (435 amino acids)
Source: RefSeq, a predicted model, not a curated record
CGACCAAUGAAAAACGUACUAUAAAGUUUGACCAAAAGAAGAUUUCCAGGUAUUUUCAUUCUUCGAGGGCUGACGAAAAGAAGUCUGGGACAGCUCAUCAGUCAGCAACUCUGCACACGUCAAUGGUUGACCAGGUACCUGGCCAGGACAAACUAAUUACCACACUGGGAUCGCCGCCUUGGGAAAUUGAUUGGGCGGCCGAAGGACUCAAUCCACCAAGCUCUGAACAAUCUGCUCCAGAGGAUGGCUAUUCCGCAGCACCCCCUCGUGUCAAUGAAGAUGCAGUUGAUGCCAAUAGCCAUGAUUAUGCGUUGGACUCUCUCAAAGCUCUGUCAGCUACUUCCGAUCGGGGUGACGGCUCUUGUGGCAUUGAGCCUUCCCCUCGUAUUAGCGCGCCCUAUCUACAUGCAACUUCUUCAACCAAAGACUUCGAUAAACUCAUUCCUUUGAGGUAUCAAUAUUCUAUUGCCCCGAAUGCAGAAGAACCCAAAGACGGAAUCGUCUACCCGGAGGCACUUGAGGCUCCUGGGGCAGUCGUCAAUGCUCUGGCUGAUGGUCUUAUGAGUGGAUCCUUGCAUCCUCGAAUCUCCUCCACUAAUCCAGCCGUUCACUUCACGAUCCCUUUGGAAGGUGAUCCGUUGACUGGCCCGGAGCCCUACAGAGGUUCUAACUCCUUGAACGAUACUGUAUCCCUACCGGCACUGACCCAGUUGAAUCGACUCGAACGUAUCCCUGAUUAUGCAGCUCAAUGGCAGCAUCAAACCGGCGCACAGAGUGGUGCCGAUCUUUGGGAGGUCCAUGAACCCAUUGCUUACGGUAUUUCUUCAGCCCAACAACAUCUUGUCGACGGGGAAGGCUGGAACAUUCCACCCGAAAUUCUUGAUUACUCAGACGGUGGUAUCGCCCAUCAUCUUGAUUCAAGUCAUCAAUUCACAAACAAUGCUGGUUUCACUGAUUCUGAGCUGGAACUCGGUGCAGAUAGGAACCGUCAAGCGGAAGCAAAUAAUGGGUUUAGCGAUUUUAUCCCAUGCAAUAACAUGCAAGAUUGCGACUCUGUGCGUCCUUUAGAGGAUAAAACUUUCUUCUCUGUCGAACCUGCAGAGAUAACCUUGGCUCAAUCUCAGUCAUUCGCUCAAUCCUCUCCUCAGGUACACGAUUCCUGGCCUCACCAAGAAUGCUGGUCACCAUCUUUUCUUCCCGAAUCCUCUGAGAUGAAUCGCAGCUUCUCGCGUGCGAGUACGGAUGUAUCAUCUAUGAAGGAUUACGGGGUGAGGUUCCAAGAAGGCCGUUCCUUACUCUUAGGUUUUGACCCAACAAGCAACCACUUCCCAAUCGCGAGAGCAGUGGGGGAAGAGGAAGAAAGGAAGUUUGUGAAAACUUUGCUUGGGCAGGGGUCCGUGUCUUGGUGGGGGCGAGGGAGAAAAGCGUGAUCUCAGGUAAGAGAUGGGGUCAGCGAUUGUCUUGCGGUUGCAGUUAGAUGGGAUGUAUCGAAUGGUGUUGUAGUGGCAAGCGA